AAGACUCGCUACCUCUGGGACGUCUGGGUGUUUACCUUCCGCAGGUGACAUUUAAGGCGCUGUAUUUGCACACUUCCAGGCGUCAGGAGACUCUUUCAGGGCACUGGUGGGCACCUGAAAAGUUCUUUACUUAGCCAACCUUCUGCAGUGUGCCUGUUGAUGCCAUGAUGGUGAACGUCCAAGAAAUCUGUGAGAACAUGAGGGUAGCUCGGGAGAUGGUGCUGACAUCACAGUAUGAGACGGGAGCUGUGUACUAUCAGGGUGUAGUGCAGCAGAUACACCGACUGCUACAGACAAUACAGGAGCCAAACCGCAAGAUAAAGUGGCAGCAGGUACAGCAGCAAGUGGCAGCUGAGUAUGAGAAUCUGAAGGAACUAACCAACACAAUUGCCAUGUUCAAGGCUGACACCACCUCCUCACCUGCUUUCAAUGACCGGCCUCUUGCCACUAUGCGCAUCUCAUCCUUUGAGGAGCCAACACGUGAUCCUGAUGUCUGGGCUCCUCCCCCUCCACGAGACCCAGAUGUGUGGCCACCACCCACACCUGCCGACCACAGGUCGUCCCAGGUCAAGCCCACCCGGGGGCCACGCCGGCAGGAGGCCAGCAAGUCCACUACUGCAAAUCGUGGUGGUGGGAGCAAGGCUGGGGCAAAGAAGGGCGGCACAGAUGCCAAGGGACGGAAUAAGGAUGAGAAAGUUGGGAAGGGUCGCAAGGAGGCAGAUAAGAAGGAUGAUAAGCAGGGAGGAGGAGCGGAGGACAAUGCUGGCGGGGGAGAGGAGGAGGAGCGAAAGUUUGACCCAAGUGGUUAUGAUCGUGACCUGGUGGAUAUGCUGGAGAGGGACAUUGUGCAGAAGAAUCCAAGCAUCAGGUGGACUGACAUUGCUGACUUACAGGAAGCCAAGAGACUGUUAGAAGAAGCUGUGGUGUUGCCAAUGCUGAUGCCAGACUUUUUCAAGGGCAUCAGGCGGCCAUGGAAAGGUGUGCUGAUGGUGGGGCCACCGGGAACAGGAAAGACAAUGCUGGCCAAGGCUGUGGCUACUGAAUGCAAAACAACCUUCUUCAAUGUAUCAUCAUCAACUCUCACUUCAAAGUACAGAGGAGAGUCUGAGAAGCUUGUGCGGCUGCUGUUUGAAAUGGCACGUUUCUAUGCUCCCAGCACUAUUUUUGUAGAUGAGAUAGAUUCCUUGUGCUCACGACGAGGGUCGGAGUCUGAACAUGAGGCAUCACGAAGGGUGAAGUCUGAGCUCCUCAUGCAAAUGGACGGCAUACAAGCCAGCGAUUCUGAUGAGCCCAAGGUGGUGAUGGUGCUGGCCGCCACUAACUUCCCCUGGGAUAUCGAUGAGGCUCUCAGGCGACGAUUAGAGAAGAGGAUUUACAUACCCCUGCCUAACGAGGAAGGCAGGGAGGCUCUUCUGAGCAUCAACCUACGAGAAGUGAAGCUAGACAGUGACAUCAACUUGGCCCAGAUUGCCUCCAUGUUGGCUGGUUACUCAGGAGCCGAUAUCACCAAUGUUUGCAGGGAUGCCUCAAUGAUGUCAAUGCGACGCAAGAUUGCUGGACUUACGCCAGAUGAGAUACGAGCACUCCCAAAGGAGGAGCUGGACCUGCCAGUGACUCAGGGGGACUUCCAUGCUGCCGUAGCCAAGUGCAACAAGUCUGUCUCUCAACAGGACCUGGACAAAUAUGAGACUUGGAUGAGAGAGUUUGGAUCAACUUAGUUAGUCCUCCCUUCCUCAGCCUUCAGUUUCUUGGCAUUGCUGGUGAAAGAGGGAGUUUGGAUCAGUCUAGUUUGUCCUCCCUUCCUCAGACUCCAUAAUCUUCUCAUUACUAGCUUUGUCUUAUGAUGGUCUCAAGAUGACCCUCCAUUGACCAACAUAUAUUUUUGCUUCCACAAACUUUAUAUUUUCCAUAGGGCAUCUUAGCUCCUCCCAGCCACCGUAAUAUGCUUUGCAAUGCUUGAGAAGUUUUGGAAAAGGUUUAGCCUUGAGAGGAAGUGGCAGUGAAUCAAACCCAUUAUGAUCAUUAGACACAACUCUAUAUCAGUCACUGUAACCAUGACCUAGUGGAGGAUUGUUAACCUUCACUCUCCGCCCACUACUGCUUCAGUAUAUAGAGACGUAUAUACAUGUUCUUGUUAUUCAUGUUGAGCCUUUUGUGUAUCUCUGCUUGUCACUAUCCUGUCUGUGUAUUCUUCGUCCGUGCCUUAUUAAGUCAGUCUCUCUCUCUCUCUCUCUCUCUCUCUCUCUCUCUCUCUCUCUCUCUCUCUCUCUCUCUCUCUCUCUCUCUCUCUCUCUCUCUCUCUCUCUCUCUCUCUCUCUCUCUCUCUCUCUCUUAUUUCAUCAUACAUUCCUCUUCCUCUCUUUCUCUUCAUUUAUAAUUAAUUAUUUUUUUAGCAUUGUAGCAUAAUAUGAUAAUAACCAGAUGGCUUUUAUCUCAUUUAUUGUAAGUAUAUUACUGACCAAAGAAUAGAAGAAUGUUAUAUAUUUAUAAAAAUAAUAAUGAUACUACUACUACUACUACUACUACUACUACUACUACUACUACUACUACUACUACUACUACUACUACUACUACUACUACCACCACUACUACCUGAUCUAUAUAUACCUGGCUGAACAAUUAUUAAUACAUUCAAGAACAUUUUGUCUUGAUAGCUUUUAAGUACUGAAAGAGAGGUAGUAGGUGGCUUUAUAUAUUGUAUUUUUUGGGGAAAAGGAAUAUUAGAAGAUUGUGGAAGAGGAAGAAAUGUAAUCAUAUUGCUCCAAAUUAUGGUGGAACAAGCCAAGGCAAAGGUGCUGUGAUGCUUUCUCUUCUCAUUUGUUGAUUUAUUACUUAUAAACCAAUAAAGGUUAAGUUACAAA
Messenger RNA from Portunus trituberculatus (swimming crab), 2861 nucleotides. RefSeq names its product katanin p60 ATPase-containing subunit A-like 1 (gene Kat60). NCBI's taxonomy places the organism in Eukaryota, Metazoa, Arthropoda, Malacostraca, Decapoda, Portunidae. The record is from RefSeq and is a predicted model, not a curated record. Gene Ontology annotation, cellular component: microtubule cytoskeleton. Gene Ontology annotation, molecular function: ATP hydrolysis activity; microtubule severing ATPase activity; ATP binding. The transcript has 12 exons. Bases 165 to 1718 code for a protein of 517 amino acids. Gene Ontology annotation, biological process: microtubule severing.